GAGCGGAAGCGGAAGCGGCGGCAGCGGCCCGGAACCGACCCGGACCCCGGACCCCGACCCGACCCGACCCGACCCGACCUCUCCCGAGUGAAGCCGAGCGGCGGCGGCGGCGGCUCCGACCUGUGCCGGGUCCCGGUCCCACCUCCCCCUCCCCCUCCCCGAGCGGCCCCACAGUGGAGGCGGUGGAUGCGCCGGCGGCCGAGAGCCCGAGUCCCGGGACAACGUCGCCCCGUAGGCCGCGGCUUCCCCGCCCACAGCCGGGGGCUCGAGUAGGUAGAGCCGGGGGUGUCGCGGGAAGGCCCAUGGAGCCGGGGAUGUUUCAGGUGGAGUUCCCAAACUUCGGCAACAACCUACUGCGGAAGCUGAACCAGCAGCGCGUGGAGGGCAAGCUGUGCGACAUCACCAUCCACCUCCAGGGCCAGAUGUUCAGGGCCCACCGUGCGGUGCUGGCAGCAUCCUCGCCCUACUUCCACGACCAGGUGCUCCUGAAGAACGCCAGCCGCAUUGUCCUGCCCGGCGUGAUGAGCCCCAAGGCCUUUGAGAAUGUCCUGGCCUCCUCGUACACCGGCAAGCUGACGAUCCUGUCGCCAGAGAUCGUCAGCUACCUGACGGUGGCCAGCUUCCUGCAGAUGUGGCACGUGGUGGACAAGUGCACGGAGCUGCUGCAGGAGAGCCAGUCGGCCCCCGCCCCCAGCUACCAGGCCAGCAGCCAGAACCAGUCGCCCAGCAGCAGCAACUACCUCAGCCCCUGGCACGGCGCCGAGACCGGGGCCAGCGCGCCCGCCAAGUUCGAGAGGCCCGAGGAGGACGACAUCAAGAUGGAGGGCCACCAGGAGGAGGACGAGGAGGAAGAGGACGAGGAGGAGGAGGAGGAGGAAGAGGAGGAGGGCCAGAAGGUUGCGGGGCCGACCUCCCCGGGCCGGGAGACCGAGCAGGACAACGUGAUCAGCAAUUCAGUGGAGAGGGAGAAGUUUGUGGGGGAGGGCGGAGCGUCGGUGGACAACAGUGGCGACUGUCCCUACACAGUGCCCGCGUACAGCCAGCCGAGCAUGGUGCCGCACAAGCGCUGGGUCCUGGUGAAGGGCGGCAAGCAGGAAGACGGCCGGUCUCCGGGCAGCGAGGAGGAAGAGGAGGGCCACUUUGUGCCCGUCCCCAGCAAGCGGAAACUGGAGGGGGCAAAGCGGGAGCCCCCCUCCCAUUUCCCGGAGCACUCGCUGGCCGAAGACUACGACGAGUUCAACGAGGACCCGGGCUACGACGAGCCCGUCGACUACUACGGUUCCUCCGACGACUUCCACUUCGACCGGGCCGGGGCCGGGAGCCCCAACGGGGGUCUCCUGCAGGGCAACGGGCUGCCGGGCGAGAUCCAGGAGAACGGGGCGUACGGCGUGCUGGGCGAGGCGGGCCCCAGCUCGUGCCACCCGCCGGCCGGCACGGACUUCCCCGGCGGCGUCUACAAGCUCUACCCCUGCCAGUGCGGCAAGAGCUUUGCCCACAAGAGCCAGCGGGACCGGCACAUGAGCAUGCACCUCAACGUGCGCCCUUUCGGCUGCCCCAUCUGCAACAAGAAGUUCAAGAUGAAGCACCACCUGAUGGGCCACAUGAAGAUCCACACCGGCCACAAGCCCUACGAGUGCCACUACUGCGGCAAGAAGUUCAUGUGGAGGGACAGCUUCACCCGCCACCGCAACGCCUGCGCCAAGCUCUACCACGCCGCCACCGCUGCCCCUCUGCCCGACCUCGACGUGCCCUCCGCCCUCGAACUCAGCGGCCCCGCCGACCUCUGACCUCAGCCCACCCCCAACAGUCAGGGCGAAGAAUGAGAGAGUUGAGAGCGUGGCGUCGGGACAGCUGACGGAGACGGGGGGCAAGGAGUGGGGAUCCGGGACGAGAGAGAGGCAGCGAACGCAUCUUCAAGGAUCAGAUUCCUCGACGGUCUGAGUUACUAACAGAAGCUCGCUAACCCCGGCCUCAAACCCCCUCCCGCGCACACAAAUCUGUAACUCAGAUCAUGCUAACAAUUUUUACAGAAGUUUAAUAUUUAAUUAUAUUGAAGAAAAACCCAUAUAUAUAUAUAUAUAUAUACAUGCAUACACACAUA
Molecule: messenger RNA, 2101 nt
Organism: Leucoraja erinaceus (little skate)
Lineage: Eukaryota; Metazoa; Chordata; Chondrichthyes; Rajiformes; Rajidae
Product: zinc finger and BTB domain-containing protein 43-like
Exons: 2
Coding region: 303-1787 (494 amino acids)
Biological process (GO): regulation of transcription by RNA polymerase II
Molecular function (GO): RNA polymerase II cis-regulatory region sequence-specific DNA binding; DNA-binding transcription factor activity, RNA polymerase II-specific; protein binding
Source: RefSeq, a predicted model, not a curated record